AAGCUGGGCUGGAAGCGGCUGAGGAAUGGACAACCAGACUGUUCUGGCUGUGCAGUCAUUGCUGGAUGGCCAAGGAGCAGUCCCUGAUCCAACAGGCCAGAGUGUCAACGCACCCCCCGCCAUGCAGCCAUUGGAUGACGAGGAUGUCUUCCUCUGUGGGAAGUGUAAGAAGCAGUUCAACUCACUGCCAGCUUUCAUGACCCACAAGCGGGAACAGUGCCAGGGCAGUGCCCCUGCCCUGGCCACGGUCUCACUGGCCACCAACAGCAUCUACACACCUUCAGCAGCACCUGCUGCAGUCCAGCAGGCCCCACCUCCUGCCAAUCGCCAGAUCUCCACGUAUAUCACAGUGCCCCCGUCCCCACUGAUCCAGACCCUGGUGCAGGGGAACAUCCUGGUGAGCGACGAUGUGCUUAUGUCUGCCAUGUCGGCCUUCACAUCCCUGGACCAGCCCAUGCCCCCGGCCCCGCCCCCCGUGCAGAGCAGCCUGAACAUGCAUUCAGUGCCCAACUACCUCACCCAGCCUCCGCCCUCUCCACCUCCCCAGCCUCCUCCCCCUCCCCCUCAGAGCCUGGGGCCCACCAGGCGCCCCAACCCUGGUGGGAAUGGCGUGGUGGAAGUGUACAGUGCCAGUGUGCCCCUGGCUGGGAGUGGAACGGUGGAGAUCCAGGCACUGGGGAUGCAGCCCUACCCACCCCUGGAGGUGCCCAGCCAGUGUGUGGAGGCCCCUGUGUACCCCACGCCCCCCGUGUACAGCCCCGGCAAGCAGGGAUUCAAACCGAAAGGACCAAACCCUGCUGCCCCUCUCUCCAGUGCCACUGCGGGCACGGUGGGCACCUUUGAACCCCCACCGACGCUGAAGACCCGACGGGCUAAAGGAGCCGGUGGACUCCCGGAAGUUGCAGGGAAGCCAAAGGCUCAGAAGCUCAAGUGCUCCUACUGUGACAAGUCUUUCACAAAGAACUUUGACCUGCAGCAGCACAUCCGGAGCCACACUGGGGAGAAGCCCUUCCAGUGCAUCGCGUGUGGCCGCGCCUUCGCACAGAAGUCCAACGUCAAGAAACACAUGCAGACACACAAGGUGUGGCCUCCAGGGCGCAGUGGCAGCACUGUUUCUCGCAACUCUGUGACGGUACAGGUCAUGGCCUUGAACCCCAGCAGACAAGAGGAUGAAGAAAACACAGGGCUGGGCCAGACCCUGGCAGGUGCGCCACAGCCCCAGGCUUUGCCCACAGCAGGUGAGGACGAAGGAGACAAGAUGGAGCCCAAGCAGGUGGUACUCAUUGACAGCUCCUACCUGUGCCAGUUCUGCCCCAACAAGUUCAGCACCUACUUCCAGCUCAAGUCCCAUAUGACCCAGCAUAAGAAUGAGCAGGUGUACAAGUGCGUGGUCAAGAGCUGUGCCCAGACCUUUCCCAAGCUCGACACAUUUCUGGAGCACAUCAAGAGCCACCAGGAGGAGCUGAGUUAUCGCUGUCACCUCUGCGGCAAGGACUUCCCCUCGCUGUACGACCUGGGUGUGCACCAGUACUCCCACAGCUGGCUGCCGCAACACAGCCCCAAGAAGGACAGUGCUGUCUACAAGUGUGUCAAAUGUGUCAACAAAUACUCCACGCCUGAGGCCCUGGAGCACCACCUGCAGACAGCCACCCACAACUUCCCCUGCCCGCACUGCCAGAAGGUGUUUCCUUGUGAACGCUACCUGCGGCGUCACCUGCCCACCCAUGGCAGCGGGGGGAGGUUCAAGUGCCAGGUGUGCAAGAAGUUCUUCCGGCGUGAGCACUACCUCAAACUGCAUGCCCACAUCCACUCAGGCGAGAAGCCAUACAAAUGCUCGGUAUGCGAGUCUGCGUUCAACCGCAAGGACAAAUUGAAGAGACACAUGCUGAUCCACGAGCCUUUCAAGAAGUACAAAUGCCCCUUCUCGACACACACAGGCUGCAGUAAGGAGUUUAACCGGCCAGACAAGCUGAAGGCUCACAUCCUGUCCCACUCUGGAAUGAAACUCCACAAGUGCACACUAUGCAGCAAGUCCUUCAGCCGCCGCGCCCAUCUGGCUGAGCACGAGCGUGCCCACACAGGCAACUACAAGUUCCGCUGUGCGGGCUGUGCCAAGGGCUUUUCCCGCCACAAAUACCUCAAGGAUCACCGCUGCCGCCUCGGCCCCCAGAAGGACAAGGACCUGCAGACCCGGAGGCCCCCCCGGAGAAGGGCAACUCCCCGCAGUGGCGGCAGCAGUGGGGGGCACAAGGUGGUGACCCCCUUGCCUGACCCACUGGGGCUGGAGGAGCUGAAGGAUUCAGGGGCCAGCCCGGUGCCCGAGGCCACCCCAGGCAAGCCACCCUUUGCGGAGCCCGAUGCCGUGCUGUCCAUUGUUGUGGGCGGCACAGUGGGCGGUGACCCAGAGCUGGUGGUGCCCGGGCAUGCUGAGGGGCUAGCCUCCAACCUGGCAUUGGCUGAGCUGCAGGCCGGGGCCGAGGGCCCAUGCGCCAUGCUCGCGGUGCCUGUUUACAUCCAGGCCUCUGAGUGAGGCAAACUCGGCUGUGGAGUUCACUUCCAAACAACCAAUGCUCUUGCUUGGAUCUGGCUCCUGGGGCCAGCCAGGGACCCUUCCCAGUGCGAGUGAGCCACUGGCACAAGUUUCUGGGAUGCCAUCCCUAAGCCCUGGCCUGUGGCUGCCCUUCCGUGUCCCUGUUCUCCGGGAUGUCCUGCAGCAUCCUAGGAUUGGGGCGGGGCCAUCAGCAGCUCUUGGGCAGCAAUAGCAAGAGCGAUGGCCAGAGCCUGAGCAGCCCAGCUGGUGGUCAGAUCAACUGAAGGAGAAGACAGGAUGGUCUCACUCACCCCUCCUGCAGGCAGCCUGAGUGGCCUCCAGUCAAGCUGUUCUUCUGGAGGCUGGAUAUGAACAGAGUCCUUAUCUGUCGGAUCUUCAUUUGGGUUCCUCACUGCUUCCAUAGACAACUCUGUGAGGUCAGCAUCUAGGAGGCACUCAAGAAGUAUGGUUAGGGAAAGCUAGGAGCCGGAUCUGGCUUCAAAUCCUGGUUGCUAUGUACUUGCUGUGUGACCCUAGGCAAGGGUCACACACCUCUCUGAGCCCUGUGUACCUCAUCUGUACAGUGGGGUUUACAGUUGUACUACCUCCAAGGGUUACCUUGGGGAUCUAGUGUGAUGAAAUGUGCAAAAGACUAGGCAGGUGCCUGGGACUUGGAAAGUGCUCAAUAAAGUUUUUAUCACUGUGUGUG
Fukomys damarensis (Damara mole-rat) is the source of this 3239-nucleotide messenger RNA. RefSeq names its product zinc finger protein 341 (gene Znf341). Gene Ontology annotation, cellular component: nucleus. The record is from RefSeq and is a predicted model, not a curated record. Gene Ontology annotation, biological process: regulation of transcription by RNA polymerase II. NCBI's taxonomy places the organism in Eukaryota, Metazoa, Chordata, Mammalia, Rodentia, Bathyergidae. Gene Ontology annotation, molecular function: DNA-binding transcription factor activity, RNA polymerase II-specific; RNA polymerase II transcription regulatory region sequence-specific DNA binding.